Pelmatolapia mariae (spotted tilapia) is the source of this 7215-nucleotide messenger RNA. It is a transcript of the gene klf8, whose product is annotated as Kruppel like factor 8. Lineage: Eukaryota; Metazoa; Chordata; Actinopteri; Cichliformes; Cichlidae. Gene Ontology annotation, molecular function: RNA polymerase II cis-regulatory region sequence-specific DNA binding; DNA-binding transcription factor activity, RNA polymerase II-specific. Bases 505 to 1770 code for a protein of 421 amino acids. Gene Ontology annotation, biological process: regulation of transcription by RNA polymerase II. The record is from RefSeq and is a predicted model, not a curated record. The transcript is spliced from 7 exons.
GCCCGCCCGCUGCCGGUGUCGGGUCGCCGGCAGAGCGGCCCCGCUCCUCUGCAGGGCUGCAGGGCUGCGCAGCUCCUGACUGACAGAGAGAUGAGGGGUGGGGACGCAGGGUGGGGUCACAAGCAGGGAGAGGCGGAGGAGGAAAAGGCAGAGAGAGAGAGCCCAGCCCUUGAAUACACGGCAACAACACGCCGACAGAGAGAGAGAGGGAGAGACACAGAGAGACUGGCUGUUUUUUUUUUUUGUUUUUUGGGGGGGUAAAAGCACAGGGAGCCUUCGACGCCGCGGAUAUGAACUGAAAAGAAACACUGGAAGAGGCAGGGAUCGUGUUCCUAUAUCCCGAAAUAUUUGACUGUAAAGGUGGAAAACUAGCACCCCCCAAAAAGCCCUCCUCUCUCUCCCUGACAGUUCUGAUUCAGAUAGAGCUACACCCAAAGCCCCGACCGACCCCCUCCUGCUCCUGCUGCUCCACCCCUCCGCCGCUGCACCGCUCCGGCAACCGAGAUGCACACGGAGACCCGUAACAAGAAAUGCCAGUCAACUCCAAAGCAGAAGAAGAGUGCGGUCAGUGCCCGGAAGAGGCUGAGGAGCCCGGCCAAGCAGAGCUCCUUGACCCAGCAAGAACCGCCACCUUCUUCAUCACCUCUGCCGCCCACAGUCCAGGAAGAGGAGGAGAAGAAAGAAGAGCCCGCGACCAGGCCACGGCCAACGCAGGGAGAGAAGGAGGAGCUGAAGGAAGUGGCGACACAGUCUGUGAGGGUGAAGGAGGAAGAAAAGAAAGCAGAGGAAGAGGGCGAGAAAGACAUGCCCUCUGUACAGAUCAAACCAGAGCCAGAGGAGAUGGAGUGCACGGCAGAUAUAGGUGAUGACGGCUCACAGCCAAAAGACCUGAAGGUGAAGAAGGAGUGCAAGACAGAGCCCUCCUCGCCUCAUCCGAGCCCCACUGAGGACCAGACUGAGCCCGUUGACCUUUCGCUCAACAAACCUCGCUCCGCUUCGACAACGAGCAUCACAGUCAACCCAGCUCCCAGCAGCGCUGUGACCCAGCCCAGCCUGUCAGCCACACCUGUCCCCUCUGCGGUACAAUCGAUAGGCUCCAUGGUCCUCUCUCCAGGAUCCAUCUUAGCCACGCAGGGCGCUGGAGGCCAGCAGAUUCUCCACGUUAUCCAUACAAUCCCCUCAGUGACCAUGCCUAGCAAGGUGGGCCAGCUGCAGACCAUCCCUGUGGUGGUGCAGUCGCUGCCUGUUGUCUACACCACCAUGCCUACUGACGGUGUCGCCACAGCAGCGAUUACGGUGCCGCUGAUAGGCAGUGAUGGGCGCUCUGAAGGAUCUGUUCGGAUCAAGCCAGGUUCAACAUCUCCAGUGGAAUAUCAAAGUGAAAGCGAUGCAGAGAGCGGUACAGAGUCUGGAUCGGCCUCCAUCAGCGCCCAGAGCCUUGAUGCGGGGUCGGUUAUGGACUUGGAGCCCGUCGAUCCAGAUUCGCCAGACAUCAAGAGGCGGCGGAUCCACAUGUGCGACUACGAAGGCUGCAAAAAAGUUUACACCAAGAGCUCCCACCUCAAAGCCCACAGGAGGAUACACACAGGAGAGAAGCCCUACCACUGUACCUGGGAAGGCUGCACCUGGCGCUUCGCCCGCUCCGACGAGCUGACCCGACACUUUCGCAAGCACACCGGAAUCAAACCCUUCCGCUGCACCGAAUGCGACCGCUCCUUCUCCCGGUCUGACCACCUCUCCCUGCACCGCCGCCGCCAUGUGAUGAUGUGAACUCUGACUUCCUUCCUCCGUCUCCCCUCCCCCGACGCCCCAGCUCCCUAUCAAACUGACCUCUGACCCUUUGAUUUCUCAAAAGCCCCUCACAGCACAUCUUGUACCAGUGCCCCCACACCUCACACGAUACUUCCUGUUUCCCCUCUGCUCUCCUGGAGGAUUUUAAACCCACCUUGCAAAUAGAAAAAAAAGGACUUUACCUUCUCCUCCUCUUCCUCCUCCUCUUCAUCUCACAGUCAUAGGACAAUUGUGUCUGUGUGUUUGUUCGGUGGUGGCAGCAGGAUGUUUUUUGCUGCGUGUGUGUGUGUGUCUGUCAUCAUUACCGUCCAGCCCAAAGCAGUCCUCUCUACCAUCCUCCGACUCAGUCACACAAGAUGUUGCCUCCUCAGAAAGAGAAAGGAUGGACUGAAGGACAUCCAGCAGCAGGGACUUUCAUGCUUCCAUCCAUCCAUUACAUGCAUCAGUCCAUCCAAAAGGCAAAGAGGAAGAGGAGGGCUCACACAGAUGUCACUUCAGCUGCUCUUUUCUUGAUUUACAGUUUUUAUUUUGUUCAUAUCCUGAGUUUGAAAUUUACGUGACUCCAAAAUUAAUUUUCUUGAAGGAUUCUUGGAAGCUAAAGAGACUUCCGAGGACGCCGCUUCCCGCCACAGCUUUUCCAGGAAACGUUUGUUUUUUCAAGUUCUUGAGAACUUUGAGUUUCGUUCCACCCCAGUUGUAUUUGCCUGAGGCAAAUGUGAUCUUACUGAGUGACUUUUUGAUCAAAUAACAGGUAAAUAACUACAUGUUUGAACGAUUACUUCACGUCCUCCUUUCAGCAUUUAUAAGCAGCGUAUGGAUGUCUAAUAAUGGCACUCACGUUCAUAGAAGGUGUCUCUUCCUGUGGCCAUUCAUAAAUGGAUGUUUGCCACAGAGACUCAUGACGAUAUAAAAUACAGCAUUACUAAAAAAUGCGCCAGAUAUCAUUAUAGCUCCUUAAAUAUUAAGUAGCUACGACUUGGAUGACGGUAAACUGCGUACAAAUGCUGAAUAUUUGGACUGUCUUUGGAUUUCAAAGUGGAGCAGUGGAGUAGGGCAGGUCCUGGAGUUCUUUAGUUCCUGGUUCUGUUUGUAAAAGUAAAAGAACCAAAACUCAUUUAUCAUAAAUUUAGAUGAGGUAUUUACUUAACUGUGCAUAUCGGGGUGUGUGUGUGUGUGUGUGUGUGUGUGUGUGUGUGUGUGUGUGUGUGUGUGUGUGCGUGCGCGCGUAGUUUAUUCACAGCAGCUGAAGUGACGUCAAAUGCAUCAGCAUGUCUGAUUAAAACACUGCGCCCCACACUCCCACUGCCAUUCGCCUCCUUCUGCCCUAAACCCCCGCCACCUCCCACGGUACAGGGAGCUACAAGACUGUGAACUUAAUAAAACUUCAUUUGUUUUCAUUGAAUCGAUCUAUCGAUCACGUGGUUGUUAUCGCCCCGCCCCCUUGCCCGCCGCACACACCUUUCUGAUUCCUCUUGAAUAACAGUAUUUGCUUUGUUUGCGCCGUCGUCGCUGUUGUUUUAUCAGAAAAACACAAAAAAAGGCCUUUAGUCCUGUCUACAUUUUUUUCUUUUCUUUUUUGGUGUUCUAAACAAAAUGUUGUUCUUUUGUUUUUUAUUUAAAAAGAAAAAAAACUUUCAGAUCUUUUUUUGUCUUUGUUUUCUGAGGCUGUGAAAAAGACAGAGGAGACACAAAUAGAUUGAGAAUACAAGUAAAACUCUCAUGCAGGGAAUAGGGGAGCUUUUCUGAGUGUGCGUGUGUGCGUGUCCGUGAGUUAGUGUGCAUGUUUUGAGACAAACACAUAAUCAAGAAUUUAAGAUUUUUAUGAGUGCGUUGUUCCGGGCACUUGUUGUUCUUUUACCUCUUGCCCGUCGAGCCUUAAUAACCGAAGUCAAUCUGUAAGGGCAAAACUAGAACCGCCGACAGACGAACACUGGCCACAGCGUUCGCUUGAGUUCAGUUGUUUAGUUUUUGAAGUUUAAAAACAGGAAAUUAAAGGUGUUAUGUGUGGAAUUUGUUUCCGUAUUUGGUGAGAAAACAUGCUUGCUGAUUUUCAAGCCUUUUAAAAUAGAAAUUGUAGAGAUUUUAACAUUUAUUUUAACAGUGUCACCAAAAUGAGUUGAACCUAAAGCAUUUCAAAGUUUUAACAAAUCAGAUGGUUUGAGAAUUUCCAGCUUUUGCCCAUCAGACUCUUUUGAGACUGUUCUUUUUUAAUAUAAUUAAAUGUUUUUGUAACCUUGCAUCGUUAUGAGAGCAAGAGGACUGAUAACGGAGUGGUGAAGGUUGUCUGUCGGUGGUUCUGGGAGAAAUCGGGCGUCUCGUAGGGUCCAGGCGCCUGGGGUUUAAACCACGGGGAAACUUAAGCGCUCUCCUCACUAGCAUUUCUACCAGGGUGGGGGUCAAUUCACUCCGGUUUGUUUUUAAUGGCGAUAGAAUCUCAGUUAAAAGCCUCGAGUAGAUACUAACAGAUGAAUCGUGUCGUGUCUCGAAUUGGGUUCUUUUGGAGCAGAAUCGACCCCCGCCUCACCCUGGUUCCUUACCCACAGUGUCCAUGUCUUAAGUGGGCUGGUUUUCAGCUCCUGAUCCGGGCUGAACUUGAUUAUGCAACAUAGCGCAGACCUCGCUCCAAGCGCUGUUCUGAUCUCAGUCGUAGAGCACUAGCUGGUAGUUGGAUUCCUGAUAAGCAGCUCACGUAGGGUUGUUGCAGGAACCUUAAGAGGAAGGUCAGGUUUUGGUAGAGGCCUGCGCUGUUGAUCACAACUCUGUGUUGGUAUAUAAGACUUAAGGUGUGGAAACACAUCCAUAAUUUCAAACAGACUUGGUAAUGAGCGAGUGGGGAGCUGGGGUUGUGAUGGACGGAGCAGGCUUUUCUCGUCCUGGCUCGUCUCUUUUCAAGCAACACCCCCCCCCCAUUUUGCUUUGAAUUCGUUCUCGCCAUUUACAGUCGUCUUUGUCAUCAUUUCAGAAGCUAGUAAGUGAGAGCAAAAUGUUUUACAUCUUGACUUUUCACAUUGCGAUAAAUGAGAUGGACAUGCAGGCUUGCUGUGAGCUGAGCGCAUGCCGUGAAGAGGGCAGAUUUGUUGCGUGGUCUGCGCGCUGCGAAACAGAAGAGAAUCCGUCUUAGCCGAGUCACUGAAUAUGGUUUAAAAAUGAGGGAAUCUGUUCCUGUCUUUCCAUUUCCCAUCAGGGGAAGCAUUACUUAGAAUUCAGUCACUCGUUUGGAAGGAUUUUAAUGGUUUAUUUGUUGUGUUUUUGCAGCGCAGAGCAAUGCAAUGUUCCCAUUUCUCUUAACAUCCCCUGCUUCAAGUAAAAAAACAAAAAAAGAAGUUACUAAGCACAUCUUUCUAGAAGAGUAUAUGCAUUUGAUUGCAAUUUUCUUUCUUUUGUAAACUGUUGAUAAAGACAUUAAGGACAAUGACAAAUAAUUAAGAGAAAUCCAUGUACAUAAAUGUAUAUAAUCAAAGUGCAGAGUAAAUGUAACGGGUGAAUUUCUAUUUUUAACACUGACUAGAUAAUGUGAAAAAUCUUUUUUUUCUCUCUCUUCUUCCUCUGUUGGUUUGAUGAAAUGUGUUUUUCAUCAUGUGUAUUUUUUUUUUCAAUCUAAUACAUUUGUUUCGUAGUUUCUUAAAAAAAAACAAUUAUAUGGUCCCACUUGUGUUGUGCACAUUUGUGUUGCAUGGAGAGUAGCCUUCUUGUUUUCUUAUAGUGACGUUGGUGAGCAUGUCAAGUGCGUGUGAGACCGUUGAGAUGCCCCAGCAGGGGUGGGGGUGGGAAACGACCCCCUACUCAACUAACUAGGGAUUCAUUAUAACAACCGAGCUUAAUGUCCCAGUACUGGACCUGGUUUUAAAUGUCAAGUUAAAUGUGAGAUUCAGUUGGUUUGGGUCAGACCCUUUCCCCCCUCCUUCAGCUUCAGGUGUGUUCUGCUCCGAUAAGUUAACAGGAAAUAAGAGGAAGUCCCCAGAUUUACAGUAGCCAGUUUAAAUGUGUUGAUAUGUUUCUCCUUUUUAAAAUCGAUGUUAAAAUCCAAGCAGCAAAAACAUUAUUCAUGUUAGAUCAGUCAAGUGCUGCACUAAAUAAAAGGUUCUUUUAAAGAUAGAUAAUUGAAGUACAAAAACAAAACACAGAGCUACUGAUUGUGUCUUCUCCUUAGAUUCACUUUUUAUCAGACCAGAUGUCGCAUACCUUAUCUGUUUCUGGGGCUUUCUGGCUCCACGUUGUUACAGUUGAGGUGCGUGGACGUUUCUUUGUGGUGCUAACAGGAAAUGGGGUUCUGGUUUUUCCAGCACAUUCAGUUUUAUCUCUCCAUCGGCCUCGUGUCUGUUUCGGAGAUGGCUUUCGAUUUUUUUGUUGUAUGUGAAUGGAAUCGUUGAUCUUUCCUCGACCACACACACUAACUGCUCGGCACUGACCUCGUUUAUCGUUUAAAUGUCAUCCUUAUGACUAAUUAGUGGACGAGGUCAGGAAUGAAUGAACGUUUAGUAGAAAUCCAGCGAAAUCUCAAGACCUCCAAAUACAGCUUCUUGUCUCCUUUUAGCACCACGAAUGAAACCUCCCCUCUCACAUAUCUCAAAUAUAUCGUAACAGAGGCAGAAAUCCCAAAGAUUAAUGCAUUAAAUAAAGUACCCCUGAAUGCUAAGCCCCUGUAUUUCUGGGAAUGUUAACCCCACAGAGCACAUGUACUCUGUGUCAUUUAGUAACUGCUAUUGGCCCUUUUGCUUUACAAGCACACUGAUCAGCUCAGUUGGUAUAUUUGCACACCGAGACAAACUCACACACGCACUGAAACCUCUGGAGACACGCCGACAAUGGUCGGUUAUUAACAUCCGAGCCUGUUGACUACAACCCGGGCAGGAUAUUUUCGCUGGUGUCGGAGCUUUGGCAGGAAGACUGAUGCAUGUGUACAUUUAUCUCCUGCUUCUUGUUGGUUUGUGCAAGCUUGUUUUUCCUCAGUAUUCCUCUUUUUUCCCUUUUCCUCCCCUUUAUGUUCUUGUAUAAAAGCAGGAGUGUGAAAAAAAGAACCAUAAAGACAGAGUUUUAUCCCUGCUGAAACCGUAACGGGAUCGAGUUCGUGUCUGAGGGUGACGUCACGUCUGUGCGCGAGUGCCUCGACUCACCACGAAUCACAUCUUCUUCUGCAAAUCUGGAACUUUUAGGUAUUUUCUAUUGAAUGCAGUAACUUAUGGGCCAGUACUAUAUUUACUCAGUGCAAUGCAGUUAUCAUUAUAAUAAUACAAUUAUUAAUAAUAUUUUUCUUUUUUGUAUUUGUACAGAACAAAUGUGUAAAGAUCAGUGAGGAAAACGUGAGCUUUUUGAUACUGUGACUCAUGGUGUUUAAAAGUCAGUUUCUCCCUGUACAGUUGUGAUUAUUUUCCCCUCCCUUUCUUCUUCUUUUAUAGAAUAAAACAUGUUUUUGGUGCAAUUUAA